Molecule: messenger RNA, 2074 nt
Organism: Drosophila hydei
Lineage: Eukaryota; Metazoa; Arthropoda; Insecta; Diptera; Drosophilidae
Exons: 3
Coding region: 41-2059 (672 amino acids)
Source: RefSeq, a predicted model, not a curated record
UCGAAGUUAGUUGAGUUCGGUUCGCGUCCAAAAGCACAUCAUGAGUGCUCGUCUUGCCAGCGGCCACUUCUUAUACAAAUGGUUCGCCUUAUGCUUAAUCCUGGUUAUCGUAUUCACAAAGUACAUAUCGGAUCGAAAUGGCGCUGGCGAUCGUCUCAGCAACGUAUCAAACACACAACGUGCCAAUACCAAUGCCAAUCCCACACCACCUACAGGAGGUGUUGUGCCUCAGACUGUGGUGCCAAAGUAUUAUGUGCAUACAUCGCAGUGCAUGAUACCCUACAUAGAUCCAUUUUCGCCGGAGGUUAUGGAAAUCUAUGAGCCACGCACAUUCAUACCAUGCUCGAAUGACAGUGAUCUAGUCUCGGCCAUAUUCGAUGAGAAACUUGAGAGAUAUGUGCUGCAUAUCGAUCAGGGGGUAGCUCGUCAGCUGCUCAAUUCAAGUGACAUGGAGUUCAAUUGUUUCUAUCGCGCGAUUCAGGUUGGGCAACAUGUGGAAACCUAUGACAUCCUCAGUCCGAGUAAAUAUUUCAGUCAGGGCUAUGUGGUGCCGCCAAAUGUGGACGGUAUGCUGGUGGACUGCGAGACCGCCGAGGCAACGCCCGUCAAAUUGCAAAGAGACGCCUUCGUACUGAUACAGCCUAAUAAGCCCAAGCCCAAAGCGAAUGGGAAGAGUCCGCGCAAGCCGAGUGUCAUCAUGUACGGCAUCGAUACAAUCUCCCGGAUAAAUCUACGGCGCACUAUGCCCAUGGUGCACAGAUUCUUGCAGGGACCCGGAUGGUACGAAAUGCGGGGCUACAACAAGGUGGCCGACAAUUCGUUUCCCAAUCUUCUGGCCAUUCUGAGUGGCUAUACGCCGGAGACGGCCAAGGAGCACGUCUGCGAUACGGACAACGACGGCUGCCUCGACGAGCUGCCCAUGAUCUGGAAGUACUUUAGAAAUGCCAGCUAUUUGACGGCCUAUGCGGAGGAUGAGAGCUCAUCGAAUACGUUCACUUAUCUUAAGCCGGGCUUCAACAAGAAGCCCACCGAUUACUAUUUCCGUCCAUUUCUGCGCGCUCUGGAAAUGAAGUUGGAAAAUUAUAAGUGUCCCGGCUGCUACAUGACCUACUGCUAUGGUCGUCGCUUGGCCAACUCCUAUGUGUACGACUACUGCAAGCAGUUCAUGCAGCGGCAUGUGGCAAAGCGGCCUAUUUGGGGCAUGUUCUGGUCGAAUCACUUCAGUCACGAUGACUACUUCAUGCCCUCGGCCAUGGAGCAGAAGGUGCUAGGCGACCUGCUGGGCUACCGCAGCGACGGCGCGUUCGAGCACACAAUAAUGAUAUUCUUUGCAGAUCAUGGGGCACGCUUUGGCAAGUUGCUUAGUCUGGCCGAGGGUUACUUGGAGGAGCGUUUGCCCAUGAUGUUUAUCUAUUUGCCGCCGUGGUUUCGCGAACAGUAUCCGCAGUACACUGAAGCGCUGGCGCUGAACCAGCAUCGUCUCAGCUCCAACUUCGACUUGCACAAUACGCUAAAGCACAUCAUUGAGCUCGGCGGCACACCGGAUGGACCGGCUCUGCCCAGGUCCUACGAUUGCCCCACCUGCCAUUCACUGUUCUAUCCGAUUGCCGAGAAUCGAACCUGUGCCGCGGCCGGCAUAGCAGAGCAUUGGUGCACGUGCCAGCCAUAUCGAAGGCUCAAUGAUGCCCUUUGGACCGAUCGCAUUGCGAUGCGCGUGAUCGAACGGAUGAACGUCUAUUUUGUAGAGAAGAAUCUCAGCUCUCUAUGCAGCAACUUGUCAUUGCACUACGUGCACUAUACGCAAAUUAAGACAGGCCUAGACAUCAGCUGGAAGGACGAUUUGCCAGAGGUGGAGCAGGCGGUCUACCGCACCAAGUUCAAGGUGCAGCAGAAUAGCGCCGAUUUCGAGGCCACAGUUGUGUUCAAUAAUAUUACAGAAGCGGUCGAUGUGAACGUCGAGAGCAUAAGUCGUACGAAUUCCUAUAAAGAAGACUCGACUUGCAUUAACAAUAAAAUAGCCAAAUUGUAUUGUAUAUGUUUUAGUGACUUAAAGCACUAGCCCAGAUUCCAUAAG